AUGGAAGAAGAAAGUGUCACAUUGUUGCUACAGCAGCUCCAGGAGCUCCGUACGGAGAUGCGGACUCAGAAACAACAGCUCCAAGAAGAGAAUAACAGCUUACGGGCGGAACUACAGGCCGUACGGAACUCGCAGCUGAGAAACCAUCCACCAGUUACUACUACAGUUACAUCUGCAACGCCCACCCCCUACGAACGAAGCUAUCCCCGUCCUCGUCACCCGGAUGUCGAACCCUUUACUGGAGAAGACCCUAAGGACUACCCUCCUUUCCAGAUGAACCUUCGUACGAAGUUUGCAAUCGACGCCGCCUGCUACCCUACAGAGGAGGAACAAGUUUACUAUGCCUACAGCCGCCUGAGAGGAAAAGCCAGCCAGCGUGUGCUACCAUGGCUCUUGGCUCGCCAGAAAUCUGAGACUCCUGUGCUAUGGGCAGAAUUCUCCGCGGUACUAGACAAGGCCUUCGGUGACCCUGACCGACAGAGAAAGGCUCUUGUACGAGUGAAUACAAUAAAGCAAGGGAGACGUGACUUUGAAGAGUUCUUGAAUGAAUUUGACGAAGAACUUCUUAAUGCUGGAGGGAUUAAUUGGGAUGAUAACCAGAAGAAGGCCUUGUUGGACACGGCAAUUAAUGUUGAGUUGCUAAAAGCCAUGGUUGGUAUUAGGCAGGAGGAUUCGUACGACAACUACUGCAAUCAACUGCGCGAAAUCAACCACAACCUCCAGAGAGUGGCCAGGCUUACACGAAAAGGAUCUCACGCCGCUGUCCCCAUGCAUGUCGCUCGUACAAGACCAGCAGGAGGCUCUGACCGGACCGGAACCCCUGAUCAAAUGGACUGGGAAGCCACCCAUGCUCAAAUUGCAGCCCUACAAAAGGAAGUUGCGGCCCUCCGUAUGAAAGGGACCAGGACCCCAAGAAAAGCUAGUCAGGCGCCUGCAGAGGAGAAGCAAAAGAGGUUGUCCGAGGGCAAAUGCCUACGCUGCGGCGAUCCUGACCACUUCGUUCAGCUAGACAUCGGGGCGCAUACAGAAAAAGGAGCCUACUUCUAUGUGAUACCCGAUAACCUGGGCUAUGACCUGAUCUUGGGACUCCCCUGGCUGGAGCAACAUGAUGGAAGGUUAGAGGCUAAGAGGGGCAGGCUGUACCUCCGUACUACUGGAGUCCGUCUAUGGAGUACUACAAAGAGGCCCUUACCGAAGCUGGACAUAGCACAGAUAUCAGCUGCAACCAUGGGAGGAUUUAUACAAAGGAAAAGGUGCCAUGGCCAAGAUAUCGAGAUAUUUGCGGUCUCAUUGGCAGAUAUACAGAAGGCACUGGCCCCAAAGAGACAUAUUGACCCCCGUACGAAGCUACCAAGGCAAUACUGGAAAUACCUAAGGCUCUUCGAACAAGACAAAGCUGAAGAACUACCACCGCACCGGGGAGAUGGGAUUGAUCACAAAAUCGAGCUCGUACGGGAGGAGAGUGGGAAGGAUCCUGAAGUCCCCUGGGGCCCCCUUUACAACAUGACCCAGGAAGAACUAAUAGUCCUCCGGAAAACACUCUCUGAACUACUACAGAAAGGCUUUAUCCGCGUGAGCCAUUCCCCAGCUGCAGCCCCAGUACUCUUUGUACGAAAACCAGGAGGAGGACUGCGGUUCUGCGUCGACUACCGUGCUCUAAAUGCCAUUACCAAGAAGGACCGCUAUCCAUUGCCCCUGAUCCAUGAGACACUGAACCAAAUUGGACAAGCCAGAUGGUUUACUAAGCUGGAUGUGUCUGCUGCCUUCCACAAGAUCCGCAUAGCCAAAGGCCAGGAAAUGGAUGACUGCCUUCCUACCUUCCAAAAAUACAUCAACUGGACCCUCCGGGAAUAUCUAGAUGAAUUCUGCUCAGCCUAUAUUGACGAUGUGCUUGUCUAUACCAAUGGGGACCUCCGCCAGCACCGGAAGCACGUACGAAUGGUCUUGAAGAAACUGGAAGAAGCAGGCCUAUAUUUGGAUAUUAAGAAGUGCGAAUUUGAGUGCAAGGAGACAAAGUACUUGGGCUUUAUAAUACAGGCAGGGAAGGGAAUCAAAAUGGACCCGGAGAAGGUGAAAGCAAUAAAGGAAUGGGAAACCCCUACUACUAUAAAGGGCGUCCGAGGAUUCCUGGGCUUUGCCAACUUCUACCGAAGGUUCAUCCCUAACUUCUCAGGGAUCGUACGCCCACUAAACAACUUGACAAAGAAAGGAACACCCUUCUUGUGGACUAAGGAGUGCCAGGAUAGCUUUGAUCUGCUUAAGGAAAAGUUCAUUACUGGACCUGUCCUAGCAACCUUCAACCCUUCCUACCGUACGGUAGUAGAGACCGACUCCUCAGGUUAUAAUACAGGAGGAGUUCUCUCUCAAUAUAAUGAAAAAGGGGAAUUGCACCCAUGUGCCUACUUCUCUAAAAGGAAUUCCCCAGCUGAAUGCAACUACGAGAUCUAUGACAAGGAGCUACUUGCAAUUGUACGAUGUCUUGAAGCCUGGGAUGCUGAACUGCGCUCAUGUGGAGAAUUCCAAGUUAUUACCGACCACAAGAACCUGGAGUACUUCUUCUCCCCAAGGAAACUGACAGAGCGGCACUUGAAAGUGGGAACCUCGGAAUGCCAAUUAGACGCCCAAGGCUAUAUCCUCUUCCGCGGAAGGAGGUGGGUACCUGGGAGUGAACAGCUCCGUACAAAUAUAAUUCAAGCUGCGCACGACUCUAUGUUGACAGGACAUCCUGGCCGGGAGCAAACAUAUAUGCUGGUUAGCCGUGAGUAUUUCUGGCCUAACAUGUCCCAAGACAUCAGGAGAUUCGUCCGAAACUGUGAUGUAUGUGGAAGGACGAAAUCUUGGAGGGACCAGAGAAAGGGACUAUUAAAGCCCCUCCCUGUGCCUGAUCGUCCCUGGCAGGAGGUUUCAAUGGAUUUCAUCACAGACCUACCAGAGAGUGAAGGUUGUACAAACAUCAUGGUUAUCACAGACCGGUUAACCAAAGGUGUGAUACUAGAAGGAAUGUCAGAGAUUGACUCUGAGAGCGUGGCCUGGGCCCUCGUACGAGUACUUAUAAGCAAACAUGGGAUCCCGAAGGCUAUCACCUCGGACAGAGGAAGCCAGUUUACAAGUAAUACAUGGGCUCGCAUAUGUACCCUGACAGGGAUUAACCGCCGACUAUCUACAGCCCAUCACCCCCAGACUGAUGGAUCAACAGAGAGGAUGAACAGUACAGUGGAGACCUACCUCCGCAUCUAUACCUGCUAUGACCAGAGGGACUGGAACAGGUUACUCCCACUUGCAGAGCUAGCAAUUAAUGGCCGUACAUCAACAGCAACAGGGAAAGGGGAAGCUAUUGUACGGAAAGUUAAGGAAGCCCUAGACUGGGCUCAAGCCUCCAUGGCCUAUUCCCAACAGAAUGCAGAGAAUCAGGCUAAUAAACACAGGAGCCCGGCCACAAACUACCAAGUGGGAGAUAAGGUCUGGCUAAGUCUGAAGAACAUCUGUACGGACCGACCCAGCAAGAAACUGGACUGGAAGAACGCCAAGUAUGAGGUUAUAGGCCUGGUGGGCAGCCAUGCUGUACGGCUGAAUACACCCCCAGGGAUCCAUCCAGUCUUCCAUGUGGACCUGCUUCGGCUGGCUUCAUCAGAUCCACUUCCUUCCCAGAAGAAUGAUGAUACCCAGCCCCCUGGCAUCAUUGUGAACGGCGAGAAAGAAUACAUGGUAGAGAAAAUCCUGGACGAACGUCCCAGGAGAUACGGGAGAGGUCACCGGCUGGAAUACCUAGUGAAAUGGUCAGGCUAUGCUCGGCCAACCUGGGAAGCUGCCACAGCUUUGGAGGAAGCACAAGCUCUGGAUGAGUGGCUGGAUCGUACAAAACAGUAUAGACUUCAGGACGGCUCACUAAACAGAGAUGCAUACAUAAAGGCUAAAGCGACAUGA
Molecule: messenger RNA, 3924 nt
Organism: Aspergillus nidulans FGSC A4
Lineage: Eukaryota; Fungi; Ascomycota; Eurotiomycetes; Eurotiales; Aspergillaceae
Exons: 5
Coding region: 1-3924 (1307 amino acids)
Biological process (GO): DNA recombination; chromatin remodeling; DNA integration
Cellular component (GO): nucleus
Molecular function (GO): nucleic acid binding; RNA-DNA hybrid ribonuclease activity; nuclease activity
Source: RefSeq, a predicted model, not a curated record